AUGUCCUCGACUACGUCUACCCAGAAGAAAGACUUGGGCCAGCGGGAACCCAAUAUCAUUGACCAAUCUCCUUCAGUGACGCACUCCAAUCAAACCUCAAUGACUCCUGAGGGCUGCUCCGACGAUGUCGACUCGAACGCCGACUCAGACCCCGCCGUCGACGACUCCGAAGCCAGCUCCUCCGAUGGCGGCGAAGAAGCCAUGGAUCGACUGCGCCAAGUCGUCAACCUCCUCGAAAAUUGUGCACCCAACCAUCUACAGCUGGAGUAUGACACAAUGCAAGCUAAACGUCAAGCGAUCAUGUCGUCGAACCGUCUCUGGUCGGCGGAAGAGAAAGCCGACUACGGGCAAUGGCCGCUGAUUCUUGGCGACCGAAGGAAAGCAGAUGAAUGGACGCUCAAGGACACCAUACCAAUUCUCAAGCUUCCUUUGUACAUGGCCACCGAAGUAUGUCGAUACUGGUUCAAGCAUAAGCAGUCAUUGAUGGCUAGUUGAAGUUGCUGAUUAGGAAGCAAAACUGACACAAUUCUUCCUCACCGAUCCUCCUCCUAUCCUUCAUUGGCGAAACCAACCGGAACAGGAACACGAAUGGACAGCCUGCAAAUACGAACGUUGUCUCGCCGUAGAAGAAACAUCUCACGGUGCUCCAUCGAUCUCUUUCCAUCAGCAUCCGGCGGAUCACCUGACAAUGAUCGAAUGGCACCCGCUGAUCGGCCACAAUUUGCAAUCCACUUGGAAGGAAUCACGCAAAGAAGUGCUUCGCAUAUCGCACCAGUGCUCGGGCGCCUGCAUGCGCUACACUGGAGAUGAUGGGAAGAUAUACUACAACGUGCGACCGAAGGACAAAGAUAUCGUGCGCGAAUGCUCUUCACAAUUGAAGGUGAGUUAGCCGAAAUUUCAGCGUCAGAGAUCCUUUCUUUGCUGUGUUUGGGUUCGUGGCUUUUGCGCAUGCGCUGAGACCCGUUUCGUUACCUGCACUCUGCACUCUGCUUUUGUAAGAUUGUGGUUCCAGCCAGCAAUCUCUCGAUCGCCUUGAUUUACACGCUUGGCGACCAUGAGGGCCGGCGGACCCUAGAAUCGGUCAGGAAACCGGCCGCGGUUAUGCGAACUGUCGCUCAUCAGAUAGUGCAACAGUGUGGCAGCACCCGAAGCACUGCUUUCCAAGGUGAAUCACAAUCAUGAUAUGUCCAACAGAACCCUGUAUCUGUCUGUUGAUCGCACCGCUGACUCGCGUUCUUGGUCCAUUCACGCGAGAAAGUUAUGUCCGACUAUUGCAAGAAGUGGGAGAAGAUCCACCGAGUCACUCUCCAUCCUAACCGGGUCAUUUGGGCCAAACAACUCAAGAGCAUGUUCCGGACCAAGGCUGCGAAGGCGUACACACAUUCCUCUCCAUUAUACGCCCUAUCACGCACAGCUCAACUGCGAAAAUUCUGCUUGGACGAUGCGUCCGAACCGAUGACUCGCGGAGUUGCCUAGUGAGUUUUCUUCUCCAUCCGACGCAUUGUCGCGCUUGCAUCUGCUAAUGCAUGGCUUACACGUCGUACGUGUGUCCCGCAGUUUUCAAACUUUUAACGCCACGAACAACGAGUCACUCAUUUGCGUACUCGCAUCCUUGCAUUCGAUCGAUAUCCUGAUCGCCUUUGCCACCAUGGGAAACGUUGCCGAAGACGGUUCGCGAUUCCUUGGGAUUGAUUCGUCUUGGCGGUAUCUGAAUGAGAACCGCGCCCCGCUUACCAUUCUUGCGACGAUGGGUACGAACGAACAGAUGGCGUUGGGUUAGUCGCGAAGGAGGCCCUGCCCAAUCCCGUGCCUGCUUGCGAGUCUCAGCGUCUUCAGCCUUCGGCGCUGAUCAGUUUUCGCACAUUCUCUUUUCUGUAGGGCCUAUGCUACUCUCGAGUGACGUCAAGCAAGGGACGUUGCUGCAUUAUUUGGACGUUGUGAAGGACCUAGUCGAAAAACGGGCCGCCAUUAUUGUCAGAGGUAGGUUCGGCAGUCAGUCUGUCGAUACUUCGGCCUUGACACAGCGCAUUGACAUGUCUUUCGCGAAGCGUAGAUGCUCAACGGGGCUCCGUCAGCGAACUGCCCGGUAACCUGCCCAAUCUGCUGGAGAACGCUCAGUAUAUUGUACAGCACCAGUGGCAACCACCCAACUUGAUGAUCGACAAGUGCAGGACCGAACUGAGCGCCCUCAAAAAAUGUGAGGCGCUUUCCUCUUAAGCGGUGAUCAUUGGUCUCAGGGGUUAUUUUAUCUGACCUAUCAUUUUUUUCGAUCUCCCCUCACGGGUCUGUGUCUGCAACAGGGGCAUCGCGGCAUGGGCUCGAGUUUCAAAUUCGACUUUGUCAGUUUCAUGCGAUUCAAGCAAUUACUCGGUGGUCAACGGAUGCAACCCAUGCGAGCAAGACCGACAGGUCCCCAGUAUCAAAGCCCAUAUUGGUCCAUAUUUUGCGUGAUUUUCGUUCAAUCAUCCAACGCUUCCGGUUCGUCAGGGGUCCACAGGAAACGGAGGAGCUUGCAAACGUGCGACGACGUCAGGAAUUUGACGCAAGAGCGCAGACGUUUCUAACCCGAACCGAUGAAUGGAUCCUUAAGUCGCACUCAUCCGAUGAAACGUCAACAACGGAUGUUGGGAAGGCAAAGAUCAAGAAGUUGCAGCUACACGUUCGUGACUACUUCACGCAGAAUUGGUUCGUGGAUGCUUGGAUUGGUCAGUCCCAGAGCAAGAGCCAGUUUGCAUUUGGGAUGCAAGGGCAGCCAAGUGACCAGACUGCGCAUUCACCACAGAAACAUUUGUAGACGAUGGUCUACCAUUGGGAGUAGCUCGAGAUGAUAUCAAUACAAACAACAUCACUGAACGAGCUUUCAAACGAAUUCAGCAAGAGCAUCUCCAAGGUCGAGCAAAUAAACGGUAAGCUGGCUCGAGUCACGUAGAAAAUGAGUAAAACAGACUUGCUGAGGCCCGCACCAUCCCGCUGUCGGUAGCAUCGAUAAUCUAGUCAAUAUACUACUUGACAGCGCACUGAUUUACGACAUUCUCAAAGAUGUAACGAUUGCAACUCCGAAUGCGGAUCUCAGGCGAAUUCUGGCGAAAGCUCUGGACAUUUGGGAGAUGGGUGUUUUUCAACAGACGAAGAAGAGCUACGCUUGGGUGGUUUCAGCAGGGUUAGUUGCUCUCGGUCAACUUGCUCAAUACUACAUGUCUUCAGCUCUGGACUUACGUCAUUUCCUGCGGCUCUCUACGCAAAAUGCAGAGAUGGUUCCGAGCCUAGAAUAGUGGACAUGCGCUUGCCGAAAUGCAAAUGCUUUCGACCAGUCAGGCAAGCGCUGCCCCCACCUGUGGGCAGUGGAUCUCCUGGUGAAUAAUGGGACCUAUCACACUGUGAUGAGUACGCUAUUCAACCUGUUUGCCAGACGGAACCCAUUGGGUGGCUUGCUAACACCACUCAACCACCUAUGCAGAGGAGCAGGCACGAGCUGCUAUGGAUCUCAAGGGGCCGCUUCAUGACGACAUUCCGCGCAGCAAGGUUCGGGAUUCGACAAUCGAGAUGGUGGUCAAUUGUGCGAUCAACGAAAAUCUCGCCAUUGAUGAUCUCCAUGGUAGUCUGUCAGAAGAAGAUGACGAGGAUGAUAGUUCCGGCGAAUCAGAAGCAGAGAUCGAAGUCGGGAAUCGUGCCGACGUCGAUAUGAAGGCCGCGACCAGCAGAGGUGAGGAGGACAUGUAUUGCCAGCUAAUUGAAGUACCUCGCACUCUCACUGACGCUCCGCGCCUUCGCACAGGUCCUUCGCCCAAGAACAAGCCUUUACAGCCAGGUCGGUCGAUCACGAAACCGAAAGGUCGAUCAAAGAAGAAGACGCGUUUGAACGUCACGGAGGAUGUCCAAGGUGCAACCUCUCCUACCAUCAAAAGUGCACCUCAUCUCGAGCAUACGGGCCGCCGGAAUGGAAACGCAGACAAACUCCUCAAGUCGCUAUUGCGGGACAAGCUCAAUCCAGCGUCUUUGCGUACUAAAACCGCGAAGGACAAGCCCUUCGCCGAUGAAGCAUUCUCAAAGACGCGUGGGCGACGACCUGAGACCAAGCCUUUCAACAGUCUCAUAGGAACCAAGCAUCAUCAAGCUGCCAAGGAGAUUACAGAUUGUCUAACAACCUUGGAAUGCCUCGACAUCGCAUAUUCUGACGAAGCGCUCUCUGACGACCAGAAACCUGCAUGCCCUUGCCCCCCUUUGGUCGAAGGCAUGUUGCAACCGUCGAUUUAUGCCACAGUCAACCCUGACAAUCGAAUGGCGAACGUGACUAAUAUACAGGCUGUCGUUGGAUCCAUCAAGCACCCUUAUACAGCGUCGCGACAAGACCGCUUUCCAUGGAUGAUUCAUUUAGACGUCCACCAGGAUGCGUAUGUGCCGGGGUUGAACUUGCGAACGCUGGCGACGCUCAACGACCCCGAAGAAUGGGUAAGUAGUGCUCAUAUCGAUGCGUUCGUCACUGCGAUCAAUCGGUUUGGUGGUCAGGCUGCGAUGCGGGAGGACCAGCGAUCAGCUGUGUCGGAUCGGACGCCAACGUGUUAUGGAUUCCACCCUCUCAAAGACUUUGGAGAAGACAUCGGAGGAAAAAAUCCUACCAACCGACAUCCCGGGGUGAGUUGAAUAUAUGCUCGGAUGCAUUUGUUGAGAGUUUGUAAGUACUAACCACUUACCUUACUUCUUCAUAGAUACGCCUCUCUCAGACUCCAGCGCUUCUAUUUCCAAUCCAUAUGCCCGGUCAUUGGGUGCUUGUUGAGGCCCGUCUGUCCGACCACACCUUCCGCUUCUAUGACUCGCUGCGGCGUUCUAAAGAAAGCGUAGACGACCCGAACAUUCCAUCGCCGGAACAAAACUUUGCCAAUUGUUUGAAGGUGAGAGGGAGAAGCGACUUGUGUGGAUCCCGCUUACCUGAUAGGCUGACUAUAAUCCGCUGAGCUGAUGAUCGCAGAACAUCGUUCCUUUCCUCACGGCUCGGGCAGAAGGACCCAUCCCUCGUGUCACCGGAGGCAGUGACCGGCCCACAAUCCCGUACGCAGAGUGGGAGCGAGUGAUCGUGAAACCGCGAGUACCGAAGAAGGGAGACUUGAUGCCUAGGACAGAGUUUACGCGACAGCCCGAUGGCAACGCUUGCGGCGUCUUCGUUUGUCGAACGAUGGAAACGUUGGUCGCGGCGGUUGCGUUUCAGUCUGAAUUAGACUGGAGCUGGAGCCCACUCAAGCCACUUCAGGACAACUUCUAUGCUGACCAACGCGCAUAUAUGUUGGACGUUGUUAUUCAUGCUCGCUUGCGGUGUGACACGGAGUUGGAAGCAAAUUCUGACCCCCCUCCCCUCGAUUUGCGAGAGGGGACUGGAGCUCCUCCGCCGCUUCCCGGUCAGUCAUUCUACUGUUGAUCUCAACGAUCUGAUCUUAGUGAUAGUUCAAGCUUGCUUGAUGUUGAGGCUGACACUCUUGUGUAUGCAGAAUCUGUCCCACUCGCGCUCAAGGAGAGUUCGCCGGAGCUCGAAGAGAAGCCCUUGGGAUCGCCCGGCAUUGAAAUUUCCGCGCCUACCCUCGUUCUGAUUGACCCUUCAAUCGGCACAAUGUACACCUCUGAGUCCAAACCCGACGCUCAAUGUACUGCUCCGUUGAUUUCGCGAAGCCCGCGGCCCAACCCGGCACCGUCAAUUGAAACGAUUGGUUCGAUGCCAGAUGCGCCGCCAAUGAGACUCCAGAGGGUCGUAAGGUUCGACCCUACUCCCCCUCCGCCGGUGUCUGAGGCACUCGAGGUCGUUGCUUGCUUGCCAAGGUAUCAAACACGUAAAUUGGCCGUUCGGUCAAUUGCCGCUAUAUCCACAAGCGCCCCAAGCCUUCGCCGAUCGAAGCGCAAGAGGGAAGAAUCCUUUUUCAAAGCUGCGCGGCUUCGCUGAAGCCUUGCACUCAAUGCCGGACUCACAAGAUGAAUCUGAUGUUGGAGUCAAUUGCUCGGUAUGGGCUCUCCCAAACUGCAUCGGAUCCUUCCUUGUCACCAGAACACUCACAUUGGUCAUGGUCUAUUUUGAGCAGCUGCAAGAAGAGGAGUGAGGUCGUCGAUCCUAAGCCGUGCCAUUAUGAGUAG
Molecule: messenger RNA, 6114 nt
Organism: Microbotryum saponariae
Lineage: Eukaryota; Fungi; Basidiomycota; Microbotryomycetes; Microbotryales; Microbotryaceae
Source: the annotation of a GenBank genome assembly